This is a messenger RNA of Stylonychia lemnae, 3459 nucleotides long. The record is from the annotation of a GenBank genome assembly. Lineage: Eukaryota; Ciliophora; Spirotrichea; Sporadotrichida; Oxytrichidae.
AUGAUUGAAAAUAGUAAAAAUCUGAAGCAUUUGAAAAUCAAUAAUAAGGAUAAGGAAACAGCAAAGCGAUAAUACAUUCAACCAGCUGGGAAAUCUGUUGCCAACCCCAAAGAUAAGUUAUUCGAGUUAUUUUGCUCAAAGAUUUUGAUCCGAAGUCUCUAGAAGCAAGGGAUUAGUCUAUUUAAUCCUGAAUAAGAUUUUAAUCAAGCAGGUUAAAUUCAAAGCAGACUGAGUUUAACAGAAUCAUUCCUCUUUAAUCAAUAAUCACUCAUUACUCUAGAUUAGAGAGUGCUUUCUCAAAUUUGGACUAUGUGCCUAUAAGCCUAGAUUAAGGACUCCAAACAGGAUAAAUUAGAAGGGUAUUUUGAAACUAAGUAUGACUACACUGCACCUUCUCAAGAAUUUAAGAUUAAUAUUGAAAACUUCUCACAAAGUUCUGCUUAUUUUAAAAAUUUAAGAUACUAUUGCUAGCUGAUUAAUAGUGAAGAGAAGAGUAAGUAUGUCAAUAAUCAAGUAUUGCUUUCCACUUUUGCUGACAUUGUCAAGAAACUCAAAAAUGCCAAUAUGUCUGACAAGUUCUACUAGGCUUAGCUUUCUCAGGCUCUAGACAAUGAGAAUCCAAAUUAGCAGAACAUACACAUGAAUAAAUUUAACUUUGAAGCAGACUCGUAAAACAUUACAGUCCUCGACUUUAUGAGAGUGCUAUUCACAAUUGACUGUGACUAAGCAAGAUAAAAACUCAUCAUAAAUUGCCAUUUGAUAGUCCCAGACUUAGCAUUUAACUUUAUUAAGGUGCCUAAAGUUACGAUUAUUUCAACUCCACUCAGCAGAAUGCUACUUGGCAGAAAUUCGGCUGAUGAUAAAUAAAAAAUACAAUCAAAUUUCAGAGAAGCUGGUCUAAUGUAUUCUGGGUUUGUGAGUAUUGAUUAAGAUAAAAGAAUAUACCCUCUCAUGCCAAAUGACCCUGAGUCUUUCAACUCUUCAAUAGUUGGACUCUGGUUCUAUGGCAUCUCUGAUAUAAAUUGCUAGUAUGUUUGGGCUGCUUGUGCAAGAUUUGUGUUUUGCAGAAAUUUCAAGGAUAAGGGAAAAUUGUCUAUAUCAAAGAAGUAAACAGCCUUUAUAAUAGUUGGCUUCAAUCAGAAAUAAUAUCCAUAAUUUUACCAAGUCUAAGCUUAGGGGGAUUUAUGGAAAAUUAUUUCACAAAAUCAAAAAAUCAAUAGAGAAACUUAACUUUAGUUCAAAUCUUUUACUAUGAGCAAUCUCAAUGAACAAAGGUGCUUCACCAUUUCUGAUUACAUAAAAAGAAAAACCUCAGAGUUUAAACCCCAGAAGGAUAUUUAAGUAGAGAGAGUUGAUAAGAAUAUGAGAGAAAAUGAAGUCAAAUAGCAUAGAAGGUAGAUCUCAUCGGCAAAUCCUUUAUCUAAAGGGAAAAUUCAAUCUAGAACUGAAAGAGACAUUAUACCAAGUACUUAAAAUUAGAAAGUUAGCUAAUAUGUCACCUUGGAUGCAGAUGAUUAAGAUUAAUUUGAAGUGCCUAAGCCUGCGAAGUUUAAUAUGGCUCCUUUUCUUAAAGACAGUAUUAGAUUGCAGUGUAAUGAUUAAAGCAAUGAAAAGAACAGUGGAAAUAACACUUCACUUAAUUCCUCUUCAAAUCCUAACAGAUCAAGAAACAGCCAGAGCAAGAAAAGAUUAAAUAACUAGUAAGAGUAAGCGAAGGAAUUAAAAUUAUCAUAAUAAAUCUAGCUAACAAAGAAUAACCUUGAAUAUUUGAAUAAGCAAUCUGAUGAUCUUAGGACAUCCAAGGAAUUAUAAAUUUAAUAGCUUCUAUAAUCAUCUCAAAAGAGUUCAAGAUCAAGAUCAAAUAAAAACCAACUCUUAUAGAAGCAAGAAAUGCUCAAUUUGGAUGCACCAAUAAGAAACUCAUUUGAAUAGCAUAAUAUUCCAGGAUAUGAAUAAAUUCACUCAUCUCCAAGAUCAUUGUAGAUAUUCAUCGAUUAAUAGAACCAUAUUAAUCAUCUCAGUCAAUAAAUGGUCCUUCUCAACCAGCAAGUAUAGAACCUAACCCUAAUAAUUUAGUAAUAGUAGAUUCAUAUUAAUAACUAGCAGUAGUAAUAUUCACAAACUACAACUGCUUAUCAAACAUAAGUGAGCCACUCAAAUCAUAAUUCCAUAUCUGCCAAUUAGCAAUAAAACACCAAUAAUUUCUAAGUGAAUCCUCCUCCCCAAUCUUAGUACUCGAGUGUCUCAUACUCAAACGCUGUUUAGGAUUAAUAUGCCUCAGAAGGGUAAAACAUGAUGCUCAUAAGUCAACCAACAGCUGAAUUUCCUUUGCAGUAAAGUAUCCAUAGUCAGUUCCAGAGCAACUAAUUAACUUAUUAAUAAAGAUAUGAGCUAGGACAGAUUGAGACUCUGGGAAGAUUUGAUCAUUAGUAAUUUAACCAGUAGAUUAUUCAUUAGAGUCAAGAAGAGGAGGAAGCUAAGCAGAGAAGGAACAGUGAUAAUAGUCUGAUUGAAGAUUAGGAAAUACCAUUGCCUGAUAGAUCUAUGGGCGAGAAGAGAAGUAGGAAUUAAAGAAAAACGAAACAAUAGCAUUAAAUUGAGAUUCCUCGACAAAGCACUCAUUAGCAUUUAAAUAACAAUAAUUUCCUGCAAAAUCUUUAAGAAGCAGAAGCUUAGCUGAAUACCUUGAGUGAAAUCUCCAAAGAACUGUCAGGCUCAAAUUAGAAACUUAGAAGGUCAUAAUCGUCAAUGAUGAGCAAUGCAACAGGUAAUGAGUUGAAUGCUAUCAAGACCAAUCUUAAGAAUUAAUAUGAGGAUCAGCUAGCAGCAACUAGACCUAAAGCUUCGAGAAAUGUUCUUAAUAAUGUGAAUAAGCAAGUUAAGAACUCCUCUAAGUCUUCUAGCUCGUCAUCUAGAAGCAGGGACAGUGAUAGUGAUGAUGAGAAUGGAGUUGAUCAUACCUAUAAUCCCUACAGUUUCAAAAAGAUUGAGCAAGCCAUAUUCAAGCGUAAGCCAACUACUGACAACAUCAAGCAGGGAAAUACUUCAAUAAUCAAAGAAUAGCCCAGGCAUGAAGAGGAGAGUAGCAGAAAGAAAAAGAUAGUUGAAUCAGAAAACGAAGAUGAUGAUGAGAGUGAAGAGGAAAAGGAAAGACAAAAGAUUAUUGUUUAGUUGAGGAAUGAUAGACAGGGCAAGACUGAUUGGACUAUGGACUUGCCUAAGAUUCAAUACGCUGCAGAUGAUGAAGACGAUGAUGAUGAGGACGUAUUAUCUAAUAACUUAAGUGAUGAUGACGAUGAUAUGGAUAGCGAUGACGAUAAGGAAUUCGCUAAGAAGUAUAAACCUUCUGUAAAGAUUAGUAAGAACGCUAAAACUAAUUAAGAUUCUGACGAUGACAAGAGUGAUAUACUAGAUGCAUCAAGCAUUGCAAGAGUAGAGAAAAAAUACAUAAAACACUGA